AUUGAUCAUAGUGCACUACCAUCCUUACUGCAGUGCCAACCUUUCUCGGCAUACUAAGAAAUUCAUAUAUCGAUCAUGGCGACGACAGUAGAUGCUCCGGAGGUGGAGACCUUUGCCUUUCAGGCAGAGAUUAACCAGCUGCUCUCGCUCAUUAUCAACACCUUUUAUUCCAAUAAGGAGAUUUUCCUACGCGAGCUUAUCUCGAACGCAUCCGAUGCCCUGGAUAAGAUCCGCUAUAUGUCCCUUACCGAUAAGUCGGUCCUUGAUAGCAACCCGGAGCUUUACAUUCACCUGGUCCCUAACAAGAGCGAUGGUUCACUUGCUAUCAUCGAUUCCGGUAUUGGAAUGACCAAGGCGGACCUGAUCAACAACCUUGGUACAAUCGCACGCUCUGGUACCAAGGCAUUCAUGGAGGCACUGAGUGCUGGUGCCGAUGUGUCUAUGAUCGGCCAAUUCGGCGUCGGUUUCUAUUCGGCCUACCUCGUGGCUGAUAAGGUCACAGUGGUGACGAAGCAUAAUGACGAUGAGCAGUACGUGUGGGAAUCCCAAGCCGGCGGCUCGUUCAGCAUUCGCCGCGAUACGGAUGGCGAGCCACUUGGCCGCGGCACCAAGAUCAUCCUGCACUUGAAGGAGGACCAGAAGGAGUACCUGGAGGAGCGACGUCUGAAGGACCUUGUCAAGAAGCACAGCGAGUUCAUUAGCUAUCCAAUUUCUCUGUGGACUGAGAAGACAGUCGACAAGGAGGUGUCUGACGAUGAGGAGGAGGUCAAGGAGGACGAGGAGGGUAAGGUUGAGGAGGUCAAGGAGGAGAAAGAGAAGAAAAAGAAGAAGGUUAAGGAGGUGCAGCACGAGUGGUCUCUUCUGAAUAAGCAAAAGCCUAUUUGGAUGCGCAACCCUGACGAGGUUACUAAGGAGGAGUAUGCUGCGUUCUACAAGUCGAUUAGCAACGAUUGGGAGGAUUACCUUUCGGUGAAGCAUUUCAGCGUUGAGGGUCAACUGGAGUUCAAAUGUAUCCUCUUCUUGCCACGCCGUGCUCCUUUCGACAUGUUCGACCAGCGCAAGAAGCCAAAUAACAUCAAGCUGUAUGUGCGCCGUGUGUUUAUCAUGGACAACUGCGAGGAGCUGAUUCCCGAAUGGUUGAACUUCGUGAAGGGCAUCGUUGACAGCGAGGAUCUGCCUCUUAACAUUUCUCGCGAGACGCUGCAGCAGAACAAAAUCCUCAAGGUCAUUAAGAAGAACAUCGUAAAGAAGUGCCUGGAGCUUUUCGCAGAGGUUGCUGAGAAUAAGGAUGAUUACGCGAAAUUCUAUGAGGCGUUCGGCAAGAACCUAAAGUUGGGUGUGCACGAGGACUCCCAAAACCGUGCUAAGCUGGCCGACCUCCUUCGGUACCACUCGACAAAGAGCGGCGAGGAGCUCACCAGCCUAAAAGACUACGUAACCCGUAUGAAGGAGGGCCAAAAGUCAAUCUACUACAUCACUGGAGAAAGUCGAAAGGCAGUGGAGAACAGCCCCUUCCUGGAGCGUCUCAAGAAGAAGGGUUACGAGGUCUUGUUCAUGGUCGACCCCAUCGACGAGUACGCUGUGCAGCAGCUCAAGGAAUAUGACGGAAAGAAGCUGGUGUGCUGCACGAAGGAGGGUCUUGACUUGGACGACAGCGAGGAGGAGAAGAAGCGCAAGGAGGAAUUGGCAAGCCAGUUUGAGCCUCUUUGCCGCCUCAUGAAGGACAUCCUGGGCGACAAGGUCGAGAAGGUCACCGUCAGCCACCGUGUAGUAGACUCGCCAUGUGUCCUUGUCACAGGGGAGUACGGAUGGUCCGCCAACAUGGAGCGUAUCAUGAAGGCGCAGGCCCUCCGUGACAACAGUAUGGCGGCCUACAUGACCUCGAAGAAGACUCUCGAGAUUAAUCCGGAGAAUCCAAUUAUGAGUGAGCUGAAGAAGCGGAGUGACGCCGACAAGAGUGACAAAACUGUGAAGGAUCUCGUUCUGCUGCUUUUUGAGACUGCGCUGCUCAGCUCUGGCUUCAGCUUGGACGAGCCGAAUACGUUUGCUUCUCGCAUCCACCGCAUGAUCAAGCUGGGGCUGUCCAUUGAUGAGGACGUGGAAGAGGUAUUGCAGGAUGAUGACCUCCCCCCCCUGGAGGAAGAUGCAGGCGCUGGCGAGGGCAGCCGCAUGGAGGAGGUUGACUAAGUAGUCUAUUGCGAAUAACGCCAGUCUUGCUGCACUGGCGGGAUAGGGUCCGGGGUGCUAGCAGUCAGGAUGUGUAGCAGCUGACUUCGUGAACCGCAGGGAAAGAGCAGGACGUGUGCAGGAUCGUAGCCAUAAACUAGAUUUUAAGAGGAUCGUUUGGUCGGCUCACAUGAAAUGUGUAUUCUAUGCCAUGUGGCCUUUGGUGCCAUGAAUAUGAACUUUGCGAACUUUUUAAAGUAAUUUUCUGAAGGUUUCCAUGUAAUCCUCCUGCGAGUAUCCUUCGUGUCCCUAGAAGUAGACGGGGUGUUGGUUGUAUCUGUAACGCUGGUACUG
Messenger RNA from Volvox carteri f. nagariensis, 2520 nucleotides. RefSeq lists its product as uncharacterized. Gene Ontology annotation, biological process: cellular response to heat; protein stabilization; protein folding. Gene Ontology annotation, cellular component: protein-containing complex; perinuclear region of cytoplasm; cytosol. Bases 76 to 2187 code for a protein of 703 amino acids. The transcript has 10 exons. Gene Ontology annotation, molecular function: ATP binding; ATP hydrolysis activity; ATP-dependent protein folding chaperone. Lineage: Eukaryota; Viridiplantae; Chlorophyta; Chlorophyceae; Chlamydomonadales; Volvocaceae. The record is from RefSeq and is a predicted model, not a curated record.